AUGUCGCGCACUACUCCUCUCAUCUUCUUCAUCAUGUCCUCAUAUUUGACAAACCUAAGGACACUGUCUCCACACCAUUGCUUUUUAUCUACUUUCGUUCAUUCUCAAACACUUCCAUUUCGAUUUCUCAAAUCUCUCCCUGAACCGAUAAUCGAAAUUGCAAAACUACAUCGUGUUAUGGAUUUCAAAUGCUUAAAGCUUCACCGAAAGGGAGUCUGUAGUAAUUACCUUCCGGAGUCAGUCCGCACUUCUUCAAAUGUAUCGAACGUAACUAGAAAUCUAGAGACUCAGAGAUUCAGUUGUGCUUAUGCAGAAAGUGAUGUUGAUGAUCGAACAUUAUGCAGAGAAGUGAACGUUGAUGACUGA
Messenger RNA from Vicia faba (fava bean), 366 nucleotides. Lineage: Eukaryota; Viridiplantae; Streptophyta; Magnoliopsida; Fabales; Fabaceae. The record is from the annotation of a GenBank genome assembly.